GCUAGAUUAAUUAUCAGAGACAUACACAUGUACAUGUAGAUAUUAAUUAAUUUUGAUCCACAACAGAAGAGUGAAAAGGAGCCCUGUAGCAUACAAUGGACCUCGCAAUGGACCAAGAAAGAAAAGCCACAGAGAAUUUUAUCCUCAUUCAAUAUGUCUACAUUGCUAUGUCAGUGACCUACCUACUGCUGGGAUUACACAGCAACAGCAAGUUGCUCAAGUUGGUGCUCAAAUGUUCCCCCAUUGCAACUCUCCUUGGAUUGAUUGGCUACAGCGCUUUCAACAUUUUUAAUGGUUUGGGACCUCUAUUACCUGGAAAUACGCUCAAUAAUCUGUGGUGCCUUUUUUGGGGCAUUUUGUUCUCUCUUCUCGGUGACAUGUAUCUCGUCUUUGACAGUAUGUUUUUGCUGGGUAUCGUUUCAUUCUCUAUGACACAAGGUAUAUACGCCUACUUUUUCAAUGGGGCACAGCUGUUGUUGGGGAUCUCCACAGGUCUUGAGCAGCAGCAGAUCAUCACAGCACUCGCUAUAGGUCUUGUGUCUGCAAUUUUCUAUUGCUAUGUCUACCCAAAGUUUAGCUGGAAAAUGUCCGUGUUAGCACUGCUCUACUGUGUACUGACAUCCACCAUGCUAUGGUCUGCAAUAACUCGAGCUCAGUUGACGCCCAGCACUCCCAAUCUGACAGCUGCUGUUGGGGCUUGUUUGUUCUACAUAUCUGAUCUGGUGCUGGCUUUGAAGAAGUGGAGGUUUGAAACACCUAUAGCGGACAUUGUCGUCAUGGUGACUUAUUAUGGUGCUCAACUUUUAAUUGUGCGUUCUGUAUUUACACCUUUGUCAUAGGUAGUCAUUUUUUGUAUAAGAGUGCAGUUGAUACAUGUACACUCUUAUGUUUUUGCACAGAGUGUGUUUGUAGAUAUUAUGUUAGGAUUAGAUUACAAGAGUGGGUUUGAAAAAGGGUCAAUAAAAAAACUUGUCAACAGUCAAUAA
This is a messenger RNA of Halichondria panicea, 986 nucleotides long. RefSeq names its product lysoplasmalogenase TMEM86A-like. NCBI's taxonomy places the organism in Eukaryota, Metazoa, Porifera, Demospongiae, Suberitida, Halichondriidae. The record is from RefSeq and is a predicted model, not a curated record. Gene Ontology annotation, cellular component: membrane. The transcript is spliced from 2 exons. Bases 96 to 839 code for a protein of 247 amino acids. Gene Ontology annotation, molecular function: hydrolase activity.